Caenorhabditis bovis is the source of this 1011-nucleotide messenger RNA. Lineage: Eukaryota; Metazoa; Nematoda; Chromadorea; Rhabditida; Rhabditidae. The record is from the annotation of a GenBank genome assembly.
AUGCAGCUGUCCAGAGGUUCACCUCAAUUCGGUGGUGGUUAUCGAUUGAGCGAUCCGACGACGACAACGACGACCAUCGCACCACCGCUUUCGCCUACCGAACAUAUCACUGAGCCGUACGUCAUACCCUUUUCGACGACUCUCAUUCUUGCUGUAACUCUACUCUUUGUCACUAUACUCUCAGGAUUAGUACCUAUUGCGCUCAUUGAACAUCUGAAAAAGAAAGGACGUGAUCCAUCAAAACGAGGAUGGCUCUCAUACUUAUCAUGUUUUUCUGGCGGCGUAUUUUUAGCAACAUGUUUUCUAGGAGUUGUUCCACACGUUGACCGAUUAUUUUUUGAGCUUCAACAUGAAUGGCAGUUCACAGUUGGCUUCCCAAUCCCACAAGCCAUUAUCUGUGUUGGAUUUUUUCUCGUUUACGCAACCGAAGAACUUAUUGGAGCGUUAUUUACUUUCGAGAGAGUCCCACUCAAUGAACAGGAUGAGACAAAUAUGUUCAAAUUAGCGGAUGAGAAUGAAAAGUUGACGCCUCCUGAAGAUCAUCGCAGCGUACUUCGAGCUUUAACAUUCGCAGUUGCAAUAUCUUUUCACUCGAUUCUCGAAGGAUUCGCGUUAGGUGUUCAAGACACUUCCGGUGGCCUCAUCUCAUUAUUUCUUUCGCUUUUGAUCCACAAAGCCGUCGAGGCAUUUUCGGUUGGAAUUCAACUUUCAAAGGCUGGAUCCCAUGCACAACUUCGAAUUUUGAUCUCAACUAUUGUAAUAUACGGGUUGAUGACCCCGAUUGGCUCAAUUCUCGGCGCAUUCCUUCAAAUGGGUGGCAAGAGUCUUCAAAAGGAUUGGGCGAUGUUGGUUCUCGAGAGUUUAGCUGGUGGCACAUUCAUUUAUGUCACCUUUGUCGAGAUCGUUGCUCACGAAAAACAGAAUCAUUUCAACAAUUUCAAACAGCUCAUUUGCAUUGGAUUUGGAUUUCUGCUGAUCUGCGCAAUGACAGCAAUUUUCGGCGAGGCCUAA